CUUACGGUUAUCUCAUGCUGUUGCUGUAUAUUUCGACUGCAGGGGUCAUUCAUAUGCGUUUAUUUGUUGUUGGUCCACUCAGCCGCUGCGCGCUCCUCCGCUUCACAGAGCUGCUGCUGCUGUUCUGCGUCGCGCAUCUCCGGACGGAAAACUAAAGAGAAGCAGAUAUGCUGAUACACUUCCUUACGGUACAGUGAAGAUUUUAUUUCUCUGGAAGGGCUCAGUUGUACUCCUGGACUUAAGCGAAAAGCCCGUUGUGAGGGACUUAUUUCGGAGUUUGCUGUUGGUGCGCUUUUUGCGUUACCGGAUUUUUAAUGAAUUAGUUUAGAGAACUGGUGGAGGGUUUUGCAUGUUUUGAAGGAAUCUCUUGAAGAAAUCUCCACUGCGGAACGGCUGCUGAUGAAGAAGUGAAGCGGGAUUUGGUGAUUAUUCCCGAUUUUCUUGGAUUUUAUUGUGGAGAUUUUCCAACUCAUCCAUCCGCAGCUUCUUCCUAGUUGCCAUCACCUUCUGUGCGGGGACAAUGUUGAUGAAGGAGUACCGCAUCUGCAUGCCUCUGACAGUAGAGGAGUACCGUAUCGGCCAGCUGUACAUGAUCAGCAAGCACAGCCAUGAACAGAGUGAACGUGGUGAGGGUGUGGAGGUGGUGCAGAAUGAGCCCUAUGAGGAUCCAGAACACGGAUCAGGCCAGUUCACAGAAAAACGGAUCUAUCUCAAUAACAAGCUGCCCAGCUGGGCCAGAGCAGUGGUACCUAAAAUUUUCUACGUCACAGAGAAGGCUUGGAACUAUUACCCAUACACUAUCACAGAGUACACGUGCUCCUUCCUGCCCAAGUUUUCCAUCCACAUAGAGAGCAAAUAUGAGGACAACAAAGGAAACAAUGAUAAUAUCUUUGGAAGUGAGCCCAAAGAGAAAGAAACAGAGUUGUGUUUUGUGGACAUUGCCUACGAUGACAUUCCUGAGCGCCACUACAAAGAAUCAGAGGACCUUCGACAUUUUAAGUCAAAGAAGACCGACAGAGGGAGUCUGCAGGAAGGAUGGAUCAGCACCCAGGACCCCAUCAUGUGCUCGUACAAACUGGUUACAGUUAAGUUUGAAGUGUGGGGACUGCAAACACGUGUGGAACAGUUUGUGCAUAAGGUGAUACGAGAUGUCCUGCUUCUAGGACACAGGCAGGCCUUUGCGUGGGUGGAUGAAUGGGUUGAUAUGACCAUGGAGGAGGUGAGGGAGUAUGAACGUGCCACUCAGGAAGCUACCAAUUUAAAAAUUGGCACCUUCCCCCCAGCCAUCUCUAUCUCAGAGACCCCACUGCCGUCCAGCACCCGCAGCGGCCCCAACAGUGCCCCGUCCACUCCCCUCUCCACUGAAGCUCCAGACUUUCUGUCUGUGCCCAAAGAGCGGCCCAGAAAAAAGUCCGCUCCGGAGACCUUGACCCUGCCUGAUCCUGGCCGCAGGGAUUCACUCUUCAAGCUGCCAAGUUUUUUCUCCUGGAACUCCAGUCCACAGCCCGAAUGAGAGUAGGGCCUUGACCUCAACCUGUGGAUCAGUAGAGGAUGCCUGCUUUGCACAUCCAACAAAGCCCCCACUCCCCAUGGCCAGUUUAAGCGACGGAGGCUUUUCACAGAUCUGGACAUCACUGCCCCCUCAGUAGAAUUGCCAGUGUCACAGCUCUCAGAAAGUCUUUACAGGUAGACAGUUCGCCCCCUCCAAAAACCUCGGUCCUGUGAAGUGUAAAAGCAAAGUUUGUUCCAACAAGAACACAGAAAAGCAGCUGCAGAGUCUCCAUUCACAUCUUAGAUUUAGAAGAACACCUGUCCCAGUUUGCAGGGUCUUGAUAAGAUAUUUAGAGUUUCAGUCAGUACAUAUAAACUUAACAUGUACAGAAUUUGAUUUUUGCUGUUUCACAUUCUCACAUCUCUGACUUUUGUAACCUGGAGCCUUUUAUUCAGUGUUUGUGUUUAUGCAGUGGAAAAGGUUUUGACCGAUUUUGUUGAACAAUGUGACAGUUAAGUGAUCGAGUAAUCUUGUAUAUACUGUAUGAACAUGAAUUACUCAAAACAAUGUCAGCACUUAAAAAAGAUUUUAACCUGUGACAAAGCUGCCAUGUCUUCUGUUGUGUAGUUUGACAGACUGUUUUGUUGGUGUGCAUUUAUAGUGACUUACCUCUGCCAUAUUAUUUUCUCCUGGUGCCAUAAUUUGACAUUGAGCUGUCUUUAAAAUAUUUGUCAAUGGAUUGAUUUGUCAUACUGGGUGUGUUUUAACCAAGGUUUUAUUAAGUGCUAAUGUGAUGUUAUUUAGCUGCUAUAUGCAUUCUGUUCAUUUUCAAGUAAAAAUAAGUUUUGUAUGCAGUAAAUCAAAUUAAAUUAUAUCCAAAACUAGUAGUUUUAACUGUAAGGAGUCUUUAUUAAUGAGUAAAUACCUCCAAGCUGACUUACAGAUUACAAUGUCUAGCAAAGAUAUUUAUACACCUAUUGUUCAUAUUGUAUAUGUAUGCACACAUCUGGAAAGCAUAGCAUGCAUUGUAUUACCCAAUUACUCUGAUACCCCUAAAUAAAGCCCAGAUACUUUGAAAAGACA
Molecule: messenger RNA, 2575 nt
Organism: Girardinichthys multiradiatus
Lineage: Eukaryota; Metazoa; Chordata; Actinopteri; Cyprinodontiformes; Goodeidae
Product: cytoplasmic phosphatidylinositol transfer protein 1-like
Exons: 9
Coding region: 521-1513 (330 amino acids)
Biological process (GO): phospholipid transport
Cellular component (GO): cytoplasm
Molecular function (GO): phosphatidylinositol binding; phosphatidylinositol transfer activity
Source: RefSeq, a predicted model, not a curated record